Molecule: messenger RNA, 1006 nt
Organism: Leguminivora glycinivorella
Lineage: Eukaryota; Metazoa; Arthropoda; Insecta; Lepidoptera; Tortricidae
Exons: 3
Coding region: 14-724 (236 amino acids)
Source: RefSeq, a predicted model, not a curated record
CCAAAUUACUGGCAUGGUGGUGUAUGGUGGUGGAGGCACCAACACACGCGCAACACUCGACAGUGUUGGCUCCUUUCACCACGAGCGCUCCUUGCCUCUUCCGAAAAAAUUAAAAAAAAAGUGUCCGUUCGAAAAAAAAAGUGUCUAUGGAACUGAAGUGUCGAAUGACUUACAACUUGGAUUGAAGUGGAACGAGAUAUCGAGUGACAUUCAGGUGUUAGUAUGUUUGGUGGUCUCCACAGUGCAGGCUGCUGUCCUAGACCCGGCUUUGUACCUGUCUCCGAGUCCUCCACUGACGGGCGAGCCCAGAGCCCUAACUCAGUGGUCUGGGGAACAAGCUUCUACUGAGUCUGUGCAAACUGAACAGCAAUCAGAUUCUACAGAGGAGCCUGAAGAACCGCAAGCACGAACAUUCUGGCCCCAACCAUCAUACGGGAUCCGAGGCAUCCACAUUCCUCUGACCUUCAGCCUGACUGGAACUUAUGGGGCAAACGCUGCCCCCACUGGAAUUAUCGGGAGCUCAUACAGAACUGGCAUACCUGGCGUCAUGGGGAGUAGCUACGCCAGUGUAUCGGAAGACUUUGGAAGUCGGGACUGGCUGGAAGUAGCUAUGGCUUGUACAGGUCUGGUCCCGGGACUAGGAUCUAUGGCGGGAGUGGAGGAGCCUCUUGGAGUGGAUGGGGAAAUGGGAAGUGGGGGCAUUAUGGUAAGGGAUAAGAAAUAAAUAUUGUAAUCUAAGAACAUUAUUGUGUUUGUUUUUAAGUUACUUGACUUUACAUCAGGUCCGAACUGUAUGUACCUAGCUUAUGUAGCAUAAACAGGUAGAUAGUUAGUUCUUAUGAUAAUUCAGUUCAAUCCAAAAAAUAUUUGAGGCAAAUGACCGAAUUAAUGAUGAAUGAGGCAUAGCACAUCGAAUUUAUUAAAGCACAAUUCACCUUUCCACGUCACAUAAAAAAUUAAAGUUUUUCACAAUUAAUAUGAUCAUUAUAAAGUCUUUAGCUAUAAU